AUGCAGUUCUCUCACGCUCUCAUUGCUCUUGUUGCGGCCAGCCUAGCAAAUGCUCAGCUCCCUGAUAUCCCACCUUGCGCUUUGAGCUGUUUCGUUGAUACUCUCGGAAACGACGGGUGCUCCCAGCUGACCGACUUCGAGUGCCACUGCAAAAAGCCUGAGUUGCCCGGAAAGAUCACUCCUUGCGUUGAGAAAUCUUGCGACGUUGCUGCCCAAAGCUCCGUCUCCAACCUCGUUAUCAAGCAGUGCUCGUCCGCUGGUGUCCCCAUCAAGCUCCCACCAAUUGGCGGUGGUGGCACUACCAGCUCUGUCCCCUCAGUUCCUACCGCCCAGCCCACUGGAAAGCCCACCACUACGCCCUCUAGUUAUCCUACCGCCAAUCCAAGCCAAGUGCCAACUAUAUCCAGAAUCCCAUCUGGCACCGGCUCAAAACCUGUGCCCACCCCCACCCCCACUCCCAGCCGCCCACCUCAGUUCCCCGGCGCUGGCUCCAACCUCAACGCCAAUGUUGGAGGCGUUGCUGCCGCUCUCCUUGCCGUCGCUGCUUACCUGUAA
Paracoccidioides brasiliensis Pb18 is the source of this 555-nucleotide messenger RNA. RefSeq lists its product as uncharacterized. The transcript is spliced from 3 exons. The record is from RefSeq and is a predicted model, not a curated record. The coding region runs from base 1 to 555 and encodes 184 amino acids.